GUAUCACUUGCUGGUUUAUAUUUGCAAACUGAAAUUACAUUUGAAAACUCAAAAUGAAGCUGAAGAUCAGUUCCCCACUUCCAACCCCAGUCGAAUCUGAUUCUGAAAAUGAAAAUCCAAAAAUGUUCCUAGAAUCUCGUAUUCAUUCUGGACUUGAUCCAAACUGCAGAUCUACUCUUCCACUUGACCCGAAAUCGUUUUCCAAGGUCAUGAAGACAAUUGACACAUUCAUCUUCGACGCUGAUGGUGUACUUUGGCUCGGUGAAUCAGUGAUGCCAGGAUCUCCUCGUCUGAUCGAUUAUCUUGUGAAACACAACAAACAAAUCAUUGUGCUCACCAAUAAUGCCACCAAAUCUCGUGCAGUUUAUGCAAAGAAGCUUGCAAAACUGGGAUACAACUCUUCAAAAAUGAACAAGAACAAUUUGGUGAAUCCAGCUGCAGUUGUUGCUGAUACUUUGCACAGAGCUGGAUUAGAUGGAAAACGAGUUUAUUUGAUAGGAGAACAAGGACUUCGUGAUGAAAUGGAUGAAUUAGGCAUUGAAUAUUUUGGACAUGGACCAGAAAAGAAACAAGAUGAAGCCGACGGAUCUGGUGCAUUCAUGUAUGAUAUUAAAUUGGAAGAAAAUGUUGGAGCAGUCGUUGUUGGAUACGAAAAACAUUUCGAUUAUGUCAAAAUGAUGAAGGCUUCAAAUUAUUUAAGAGAAGAAGGUGUUCUGUUUGUUGCAACAAAUGAAGAUGAAACAUGUCCAGGACCAAAUCCAGAAGUUGUUAUUCCUGAUGCUGGACCAAUUGUUGCAGCAAUCAAAUGUGCAUCUGGAAGAGAUCCAUUGACUGUUGGAAAACCAUGUACUCCAGCAUUUAAUUAUAUUAAAAGAAAAUGGAAUAUCAAUCCAUCAAGAACAAUGAUGAUUGGAGACAGAACCAACACAGAUGUCAAAUUCGGAAGAGAUCACGGAAUGAAGACUUUGUUAGUUUUAUCUGGAUGUCAUCAAAUUGAAGAUAUCAUUGAAAAUCAAAUGAACGAAAGAGAUGAUAUGGUUCCUGAUUAUGUUGCACCUUACCUUGGAGCUCUUGUUCCGGAGUCGAAUCAAAUUUAUUAUUAGUUACAUUCAUUCAUGAUAACUAUUACGAGUAUUUGUAUUUUCGACAUGACAUUUUCAAUUUUUAUUUGUAUUGAAUUGUAAACAUGAAUAAAAUUAAAAAUAAGUAUUGAGAUUGAUAGGUUAGGCUAAAACCGACUACCGUAUAUUCU
This is a messenger RNA of Caenorhabditis elegans, 1252 nucleotides long. It is a transcript of the gene pgph-3, whose product is annotated as Phosphoglycolate phosphatase. The record is from RefSeq and is marked reviewed. Gene Ontology annotation, molecular function: phosphatase activity. Lineage: Eukaryota; Metazoa; Nematoda; Chromadorea; Rhabditida; Rhabditidae. The transcript has 3 exons. Bases 54 to 1103 code for a protein of 349 amino acids.